UGUUUUCGUCGUUUGAUAAACUUUAAACAUCUAGAUAAAAUUGGGCCGCCAAUCUAUAUCAACAAUUUUAUUUCGUCAUUUUUAGAUUCAUGAAAUGAAUAAUCAAAAUUUAGAUGAUGAGAUGAUGAAAGUUAUAGGUGAUGAAAAUGGCAAUGAAGAUCAUCAUCAAUAUAAUCGUUCUAGUCAAUUAAUAGGAACAUCUUUGAUAUCAACAACAGCAUCAAUACCAUUACUUGGAUCAUCUACAUCGGAUUCUAUGAUAUCAACACGUAUGACUCGAUAUAAAAGUACUUUGAUAGAUUGUCUUGGUGAUGCUGGCUCAUAUUCAUUAUGUGGUCUUUGUACAUUAUUGUUUCAUAAAUAUUUUCCCGAAUCUCAUCAUAGGCCAUUUAUAGAAAAAUCCAUUAAAGAUCUGGUCGCAUAUCUUAAUCUGCCAGCAAAAGUUAGCGCAUCAAUGAUAGCUAUGAUCGAUGGUGAAGGCGGUGCCGACUUAAAUUCAUUUAUCAAAUUAAUAUACAAAGAAAUGGAUAAAAAAGCAAUGAAAUCAACACAGAUUGUUGAAGAUUUGGUCGUAUUCGCUGUUAAAGAUGGCAAUUAUGAUGCUCGAAUGCGUGUAAUAUUAAUUAAAUUAGCCAAUUUUCUUGGUAGUUCAUUAGAAUAUUUGGAAUUGAGUGAAUUAUCAUUAGUCGAAAUGUUGUCGACCGCCGAAGUGAAGAAUAAUGAUGAUGAUGAUCAAAGACAGCGGCGAAGAAAUCAAACUAAAAAAAUCAAACGAUAUGCACUAAUAGCACUGGCCAGUAUUGGUGGUGGAGCCAUUCUAGGUCUAACUGGUGGUUUAUCUGCUCCGUUAAUUGCAGCUGGAGCAACAGCAUUGACAAGUGGCGCAGCUAUUCUUGGAACACCUGCAGGUGUUGCUGUCAUUGGAUCGUUGUUCGGUGUAGCCGGUGCUGGACUUGCUGGUUAUAAAAUGAAUAAACGUGUGGGAAAUAUUGAGGAGUUUGCAUUCGAAAAUCUUUCCGAUAAUCGAAGCUUAACGUUAACUAUUGCCAUAUCGGGUUGGAUUACUGAGGAAUCGGAUGAUGCAUAUAGUAAACAUUGGAAAUCAUUAGCAAAUAGUCAGGAACAAUAUUCUUUAAGAUAUGAAUCUUCUUAUCUGUUGGAAUUGGGCAAAGCAUUGAAUUAUUUUAUUGGAUUUGCCAUUUCGAUGGCAGCUCAAGAAGCCCUAAAAUAUACUCUUCUCAGUGGUAUCAUGGCAGCUAUAGCUUGGCCAACAACAUUAUUAACCAUUUCAAGUGUGAUCGAUAAUCCAUGGGGUGUAUGCAUUAGUAGAUCAGCUGAAGUUGGUAAAUUUUUAGCUGAUGUUUUAUUAUCGAGGCAACAAGGUCAACGACCUGUUUCAUUGAUCGGAUUCAGUCUAGGCGCAAGGGUUAUAUUUUUUUGUCUCGAAGAACUAGCACAACGUCAAAAUUCAGAAGGAAUAAUUGAAGAUGUUGUACUGCUUGGUGCACCAGUGUCAGCCGUACCUGAACGUUGGGAACGAUUCAUGUCGAUCAUAAGCGGUAAAAUUAUCAAUGGUUUUUGUCGUGAUGAUUGGCUAUUGAAAUUUUUAUAUCGAACAUCGACUGCUACAAUGAGAAUUGCUGGCCUACAGGAAGUGAAUUUAAAAAAUAAAAAACUAGAAAAUCAUGACCUCACAGAUAUGAUUAAAGGCCAUAUGGAUUAUUGUCAUAAAAUUGAUGCCGUUCUUGAUAAAAUUGGCAUUAGAAUAUACAAAAAUGAUGAUGAAAAUGAUUCGAAUAUGGAUGUGGAUACGGCCACAGAUUUGGAAUCCACCGAAAAUGAUAAUCAAUCAAAUGCUGAUUAGUUGUUAAAUAUUCAUUUUUUUCAAAUUGUUUUAUUUGUUGAAUUUUUUCUAAUUAAAUUUAUUAUAAUUUAUAAAUUUUUCAAUAGAAACAGUGUCAAUUUUUCUUGUUAAAGAAAGUUUCCUGGCAAAAAUUCUUUGCCCAAAUGCGGUAAUAUUCCCAGAAGCGUCCUUUCGACUUUCAUACACAUUGAUGUUUU
Messenger RNA from Dermatophagoides pteronyssinus (European house dust mite), 2061 nucleotides. Its product is annotated as transmembrane and coiled-coil domain-containing protein 4-like. Lineage: Eukaryota; Metazoa; Arthropoda; Arachnida; Sarcoptiformes; Pyroglyphidae. The record is from RefSeq and is a predicted model, not a curated record.